AUGAACAAGGUCUUCCCCCAGGGAGAUGUCACCAGCACCACUACUGCUGGGCCCAAAGCACUGGCUGGAGGGGAAGCCAGCCACAACCACCUCUGCUGCUCGCGCCGCGGGGCCUGCCUCUCUGCCUUCCUGCUGCUCUUGCUGGCCACUCUUGCUGCCCUCAUCACGCUGGCCACCAUCGUUGGAUUCCCGCCAUACACACCAGGGGCCCAGGCCUGUGUGACGCCAACAAACAGGACAGGCUUCCUGUGCCACGACCGGCGGAGCUGCAUCCCGGCCAGCGGGGUCUGUGACGGCAUCCGCACCUGUGCCCACGGCGAGGACGAGGAUGAGAGCUUGUGUCGGGACUUGCCCCGCAGCCUCCCAGGCUUCCUCGUGACCCGCUGUGGAGACCCAGCCUCCUGGAUCUACUCUGAUCAAAAGUGUGAUGGGACCAACAACUGUGGGGACUGCUCGGAUGAACUGAGCCCAGCAAGUGCCUGCCCACCCUGUGGCCCUGGCUGGUGGCGCUGCCAACCCACUGUCUUCAGGUACUGCAGCUGUAUCCCGAGGAGCCUGUGCCAGGACCAUGUGCAGCACUGCUCCGACUGGUCUGACGAGUACUCCUGCCCUGGACCCUGA
Ochotona princeps (American pika) is the source of this 621-nucleotide messenger RNA. RefSeq names its product low density lipoprotein receptor class A domain containing 1 (gene LDLRAD1). The transcript is spliced from 6 exons. Gene Ontology annotation, cellular component: plasma membrane. Bases 1 to 621 code for a protein of 206 amino acids. Gene Ontology annotation, molecular function: protein binding. Lineage: Eukaryota; Metazoa; Chordata; Mammalia; Lagomorpha; Ochotonidae. The record is from RefSeq and is a predicted model, not a curated record.